AAAAGUGCUUUCAAACAACAACAACAACAACACACACACACAUGUGUGCUUGUUUGUGUGUGUGUGCAGCGUGUUAAGCGUUAUCAAAUGCUGAUAAUUUGAUAACCAACACCAACACCACCAAAAAAAAAGUAAAAAGUGUGAACAACAGUUAACAGUUUAUAAUUAAAAAGCAAGUGUAACAAGUGCAUUUCAUAGCUAUCUCUAUGUAUGCGUAUGUGUGUGUGUGACAUCAGCAUCCCAAUUAGAAGCACAAACAUACAAACACACACACACAAGUAAAACUGGCUGCAUGAAAAACAUUACCAGCUCAAGCACUUGCAGCACGGGGCUGCUGCAAUUGCAGAACAAUCUCAGCAACAGCGAAUUGGACGUCGCUGUUGUUGGCAAACCAGAAGCAGUCGGACCCGGCACCAUACCAUCCCCGUGGACACCAGUGAAUGCCGGUCCACCGGGUCCACUGGGUUCGGCAGACACAAAUGGCAGCAUGGUGGACAGUAAAAACUUGGAUGUUGGCGAUAUGAGCGAUGACGAAAAGGACUUGUCAUCCGCUGAUGCCGAAGGUGUUUGGAGUCCAGACAUUGAGCAAAGCUUUCAAGAGGCAUUAUCAAUAUAUCCACCAUGUGGACGCAGGAAAAUUAUAUUAUCCGAUGAGGGUAAAAUGUAUGGCCGCAAUGAGCUGAUCGCACGUUACAUUAAAUUGCGCACGGGCAAGACGAGAACCCGCAAACAAGUCUCAUCCCAUAUACAAGUGCUCGCCCGACGAAAACUCCGUGAAAUUCAAGCCAAAAUUAAAGUCGAACCAAAUGGUGUGUCCUUGCAUUUACUCAAUGAGAAAGAGCAAGCGCUGCAGGCGAUGAGCUCCAUGUCCAGUUCACAAAUUGUCUCCGCCCAGGCGGCCAACAAUUUGGCUUUGGCGGCCAGCGCGCUGACGGCGGCCGGCGUGCAUCACUCGAAGCACCACUUGCCGCAUCCUGCCCACCAUCAGCACAGCCACCAUCAUCACCACCACCAUCAUCAUCCGCAUCCGCAUCCGCACCACCAUCAUCAGAUGGGUGUGGCUGCUGCGGCGGCGGCGGCGGCAGCUGCUGCAGCUGCUGCCGUUGCAGUGGGUCAAUCUCCAGCGGCGGUACCUGGUGCUGCUGGUGGUGGUGGUGGUGCUGCUAGUGGUGCUGCCCCCAAUUCAGUUGCAGUGCUGCCGGCAUCGUCAGCGUCAGCGUCGGCCUCACCGCCGCGUCACCAUCUUACUGCCCACCAUUCCCAUCACAAUUUGCCGCACCACCACCGCCACCACAUGCAUCCGCAUCAUCACCACCAUGCGGCGGCUGUUGCAGCGGCUUACCACAUGCAGCAACAACAACAACAGCAGCAGCAGCAGCAGCAACAAGGCUCCAGCGAGGAUGUGGUGACUACUGCGGGUGCUGAGGGCUCAACGGCGGCGCCGCCAUUGCAUCAUCCGCCGUUGUAUCCGGGCCAAUUUUGGCAGCCUGGUCUACAGCCGAGCACAUCGCAAGAUUUCUAUGAUUACAGCAUCAAGCCGUUUGCCCAGCCCCCCUACACACCCGGCAAGCCCUCGACGGCGGUAUCUGGUGAAAUUGAGGCUGGCAUACCGCCCACACAGUUGCCCUGGGAGGGCAGAGCCAUAGCUACGCACAAAUUCCGUUUGCUUGAGUUUACCGCCUUCAUGGAAAUCCAAAGAGAUGAGAUCUAUCACCGACAUCUGUUUGUGCAGUUAGGCGGCAAGCCCUCGUUCUCCGAUCCGCUGCUAGAGACUGUUGACAUACGACAAAUCUUGGAUAAAUUUCCGGAGAAAAACGGCGGCCUCAAAGAUCUCUAUGAGAAGGGACCACAGAAUGCGUUCUACUUGGUUAAAUGUUGGGCGGAUCUCAACACGGAUGUGACGACAGGCAGCGAAACGGGUGAUUUCUAUGGUGUGACCAGCCAAUACGAGAGCAAUGAGAACAUUGAGCUUGUCUGCUCGACAAUCGUUUGCAGCUUUGGCAAACAGGUGGUGGAGAAGGUGGAGAAGGAGUAUUCACGUCUGGAGAACAAUCGCUAUGUCUAUCGCAUACAGCGCUCACCCAUGUGCGAAUAUAUGAUCAAUUUUAUACAAAAGCUGAAGAAUUUACCUGAACGCUAUAUGAUGAACAGUGUGCUCGAGAAUUUCACAAUAUUGCAGGUAAUGCGAGCGCGUGAAACGGAAGAGACACUGCUAUGCAUAGCGUACGUGUUUGAGGUGGCGGCCCAGAAUAGCGGUACUACGCAUCAUAUCUAUCGUCUUAUAAAGGAAUAGCAUGAGCUGCAUGAAGCAGCGCCAAAUCUGUCCGCUAAUGUCCCCACCAAUGCACAAAUCAGCGAAUACACCAACACCAACAACAACAACACCAGCAAUAAC
Molecule: messenger RNA, 2395 nt
Organism: Drosophila busckii
Lineage: Eukaryota; Metazoa; Arthropoda; Insecta; Diptera; Drosophilidae
Gene: scalloped
Product: protein scalloped
Exons: 11
Coding region: 293-2293 (666 amino acids)
Biological process (GO): regulation of transcription by RNA polymerase II; embryonic organ development; hippo signaling
Cellular component (GO): transcription regulator complex
Molecular function (GO): RNA polymerase II cis-regulatory region sequence-specific DNA binding; DNA-binding transcription factor activity, RNA polymerase II-specific
Source: RefSeq, a predicted model, not a curated record